Ostrea edulis (European flat oyster) is the source of this 1597-nucleotide messenger RNA. RefSeq names its product ATP-dependent DNA helicase RecQ-like. Gene Ontology annotation, biological process: double-strand break repair via homologous recombination. The transcript is spliced from 2 exons. Gene Ontology annotation, cellular component: cytoplasm; nucleus; chromosome. Lineage: Eukaryota; Metazoa; Mollusca; Bivalvia; Ostreida; Ostreidae. The record is from RefSeq and is a predicted model, not a curated record. Bases 271 to 858 code for a protein of 195 amino acids. Gene Ontology annotation, molecular function: four-way junction helicase activity; 3'-5' DNA helicase activity; ATP binding.
GAACACUGCAUUGACAAACGUGUAGGUGACCUAGACUAUGCAUUCCUCUGUCAACGGCUAUUUACAGAAAUCUUGUAAAAGUGCCUAACAUGCAUCAUUUAUGUUUUGGAAUAAGUAUUUAGUCAUAUUUUAAAAUGAUUGGAGUUCAGUUAAAUUGAUCUUCACUGUAAAUUAUUUAAAAUCGUUGUUUUCUAGUCCUGAAUAUUGAACUACUUUGUGUAUUACGCGUAUGAAUAUAAGACGCGCAACUGGAAAUGUUAAUAUGUAAACAUGGAAUCGAAAGUGAUCGAAGCUCUUGGGAAAUACGACAGAACUUUAGAAAUAAGAGAAAAACAGCUUGCUGCUCUAUGUUUUCUGCUCAAUGGUGAUGAUGUGCUAUUGAAUGUACCAGUGGACUAUGGAAAGAGCCUAGUUUACCACAUAUUGCCGGAACUUUUAAAGACUGAGUCCAACACAACCCCGGUUGUUAUUGUUGUUUCCCCACUGAACAUUAUACAAAAAGACCAAUUGGCCACGCUAGCAGCUCAUAAUAUUCCAGCAUGUCGCUUGAAUAUCAAAACUAAGAUAGACGAGGCUUCAGAGGGAGGUCAAGUGUACGAGGUAGACUCUGAUGUUGGUUUGGACACGGUCAUCAAUGGCCAGUUUCAGAUAGUUUUUUGUCACCCAGAGGCUCUGCUGAAUACCAAAGAUGGCCAAAAUUUGCUGGAUAAUGACAGUUUCCGAAGCCAUGUUGUUGCUGUUGUAAUUGAUGAGUGUCAUCUGUUAGAGAAAUGGGGAGAGGAAUUCCGAAAGGCAUUUAAAAAGCUAGGCAGUCUCAAGGUUUUCUUUCCCAAUAUACUGUUUGCUGCAUUAAGUUGAACAUUAACAGCCGUGGAAAAGAAAGGGCUUCCUAAAAAGCUAAACAUGGAUAACUGUAAAUUAGUAGAGGCUAGUCCAGACCGAGAAAAUAUAUUCUUUACCAAGAUGAAGAAAACUUCUUCGAGAGAGGUUCUUGAGGAGUAUGAACAUGUGGUUUUACCCAUUUGUGACAAACUAUGUGAAUUGAAGGAAAAGUUCCCAGUGACCCUACUUUUUAUUCCAGUCUACUACAUGAGUGAAACUGUAAUGUACCUUAAAGAUGAAUUCUCAAAUAACAAUAUACAUGAUUCAUUGUAUAGUGCAAUCUGUGCUGGACAAGAUCAAUAUAUCAUUGACUACACUAUAGCGGAAUUGAGGAAACCAGAACCAAAAAUUCGAUUGGUUCUUACAUCAAUUGCAGGAAUUGGAUUUGACCCUUGAAAUGUUACGCAUGUUAUUCAUGCCUGUCCACCAAGAAACUUAUCUCAAUACUUGCAGGAGGUAGGAAGAGCUGGAAGGCAAGGUCAACCUUCCAAAGCCACUUUGCAUUACAGCAAUAGAGAUAUUGCCAGAAACCUUCCAGGAAUCCAAGACGAUAUCAUCAUGUAUUGCAACAAUACAACAGAGUGCCUUCGCAACAAGUUACUAGGAGAAUUUGGUUUCAAGAAAGAUGAUAAGAUUUGUGGAUGUUCAUGUUGCUCUGUUUGUUCAGUGACCUGCAGCUGUGAUGAAUGUGGAAAUAAUAAAACUAAAUAGUUCC